Sorex fumeus (smoky shrew) is the source of this 1274-nucleotide messenger RNA. RefSeq names its product Fas associated via death domain (gene FADD). Bases 60 to 623 code for a protein of 187 amino acids. Gene Ontology annotation, molecular function: protein binding. NCBI's taxonomy places the organism in Eukaryota, Metazoa, Chordata, Mammalia, Eulipotyphla, Soricidae. The record is from RefSeq and is a predicted model, not a curated record. Gene Ontology annotation, biological process: signal transduction; regulation of apoptotic process. The transcript has 2 exons.
GCGACGGGUUCCCGGGCCCCGACGGCAGGGAGCCGGUCCCGCCGCGCCCGCCCGGCGCCAUGGAUUCGUUCCUGGUGCUGCUGCACUCGCUGUCGGCCAAGCUGGCGAGCGAAGAGCUGACCCAGCUCAAGUUCCUCUGCCAGGACCGCGUGGGCAAGCGGAAGCUGGAGCGCAUGCAGAGCGGCCUGGACCUCUUCUCGGUGCUGCUGGAGCAGAACGCGCUGGACCGCGAGCACACCGAGCUGCUGCGGCACCUGCUCUCGUCCGUGCGGCGCGAGGACCUGCUGCAGCUCCUGGACGCUUUCGAGGCGGGCGCGGCCGAAGAGACAGCCGCCGAGCUGAGAGAGCUGCACGCGGCCUUCGACAUCGUCUGCACGCACGUGGGCAGGGACUGGCGGCAGCUGGCGCGGCGGCUGCAGUUGUCCGACGCCCGCAUCGACGCCAUCGAGGAGCGCUUUCCCCGGAAGCUUCCCGAGCAGGUGAGGGAGAUGCUGCGGGUCUGGAAGAACGCCCGGAGGGAGGCCGCGACCGUGGCCCAGCUGGUGGCGGCACUGCGGGCCUGCCAGAUGAACCUGGUGGCCGACUUCGUGGAGGCCGGCGCCAAGCAGGCCGAGGGCACCUAGAGCAGGACCCGGGGGAGACGCCCUGGCCCCGACCCCGCUCUGCCCGUGGGCCUCUGUCACCCGGGCCGCGUCCUGCCGGCCAGCUCCGUCAGCAGGAGAGCUCCGCAGGGACUGCUGGUCGGCGGUGUGGAGCUGGCCCAGGGCCCCGGUGUCCCCGUAGGUCCCGUCAGACCUGGUGAUCGCCCGGGACCCGGCCCCGUUGUGGCUCCUGCAGGCAGACGCGAUGGGGCCGUGUCCAGCCAGGAAGGAGCCUAAAGCGCGUAUUGGCCACCCACUGAGAGCGUGUGGGAGUAGAGGCAGCCCGAGACGGAGGAGAGUCGGGGUGUGGGCUCUGCACGCUCUGCUUGGCAGAUGUCACCCCACGCUUGGCCGAAGACCUGGACACCGCCCCUGCAGGCCCCUGGCGCCCGCCCCUGGCCCUGUGUGAGUCCGGGCGCAGAGGCCCCCAGAGUCAGACAGUGAGGACCCGGUCGGCCGGUUCAGGGGCCGCCACACUGCCCCACCUGUAGGAACCUUCUGGAAAUACCGCACUUCCACGGCGUGGCGCCGUCUCACGCUGAAUCGCUAGCCUCGUGCUGAGUUGGCUGUUGGCGGGAGUUGCCCCGUCCUCCCCGGCCACCCCUGCCCGCUCCAUUAAAGCAGGUGCCUUCU